Molecule: messenger RNA, 218 nt
Organism: Racocetra persica
Lineage: Eukaryota; Fungi; Glomeromycota; Glomeromycetes; Diversisporales; Gigasporaceae
Source: the annotation of a GenBank genome assembly
AUGUCAAUUUAUGAUAAUAAUCAAAGUGAAAUUAAAGUUGAUGAAUUUGAAGACAGAAGAGAUGAAAGUUUAGGAAUAUGUUCGGAAUGUCAACGAUUCAAUACUGGUAUUGCUUGGUGUCAAUUAUGCGAUCCUCAAAAAUUAAUUAGAGAAUUUGCUGGAUCAGGAAAUAAAAUAAUUGAUGAGUUUUUAAACGAAGCUUGGCUUUCAUCAAAUUG